Messenger RNA from Lodderomyces margitis, 804 nucleotides. RefSeq lists its product as uncharacterized. The record is from RefSeq and is a predicted model, not a curated record. Lineage: Eukaryota; Fungi; Ascomycota; Pichiomycetes; Serinales; Debaryomycetaceae. The transcript has a single exon. The coding region runs from base 1 to 804 and encodes 267 amino acids. Gene Ontology annotation, cellular component: mitochondrion.
AUGCCUAUAAGGUUUGCAGGUCACUCUAAGUGGGCCAAUAUCAAGCAUGAUAAAGCCAAGAACGAUGCCAAAAAGUCCAAGGAAGCAACAUUAAUUGCAACCAAGAUAGAAAGUUGUGUACGAAUAGGAGGUAAAGAGUCUAAUGCGAGCUUGGAUCAGUUAUUAGAUAAAGCUAAGAAACUCAACGUAUCAAAGCAAGUAGUCACAAAUGCGAUAAAGAGAGGUGCUGGAGAAUUAAAUGAUGGUGCAGCUAAUCAAACUGAGGUGACUUAUGAGUUUAUGGGGCCCGGUGGUGUUGCUGUUAUAGUCUCAGCCAUUACUGAUAACAAGGCACGUACAGUUAUGAGAGUUAAAUCAGCAAUGGCAUAUUUCCAAGCAUCGUUAAGCCCUUGUAAUUUCAUGUUUGAAAAGAAGGGAGAAAUACUCAUUGAGCCUAAGCCCGAUGCCAAUGAAUCCUUCGACGACGUGUUUGAAGUAGCACUAGAAUUGGGUGCUGAAGAUUUCGAAGAGGUUGAGUUUUCAGAUGAGUUUGUCCCUGACAAGAAGUACAAGUUUUAUCGCAUAAUUUCUGAUCCUUUGGAGAUUCAUCGCAUUAGUAAUGAGCUUAGUGCCAAAGGAUAUAAAUUGCACGAAAGUGCGGUGAGAUAUUUGGCGAAUAAGGACGGACAAGUGGAGUUCCCCGAAGAGUACUCUAAAGGAUAUUAUAGAGCCCUUGAUAACUUGGACCAAACUCCCGAAGUUUUGGACUACUACACCAACAUUGAAGGUGAACACGAGAGCAGAAUUAUGUCCUCGAUCAACUGA